AAUUUUUCCAUCAAGCUUCACUUCAAAAUCAUAUAAAAAUUCAUGAUGAUACUAUUGACAAACUUCUAUGGGAAAUCGCUAAAGAAAAAGAAAAAAAUAGGCGUAUUUUAUGUCAGUCAAAUGAAGACCACUUUGCAAGAGAAAGUCUAAUGAAACUAGAUGUCCAACUUGAAGAUGAUGAAGGUGAAAUAGGAAUAGAUAAUCAGUUUGGAGGUGACAAAGGUGAAAUAGGAAUAGAUAAUCAGCUUGGAGGUGAUGAAAAUGGAAUAGGAAUAGAUAGAAUAAAUAGUCAGCUUGAAGGUGACGAAGGUGGAAUAGAAAGUCAGCUUGAAGGUGCCAAAGGUGGAAUAGAAAUAGAUAGUCAGCUUGGAGAUGAUGAAGGCCAAUUGGAAAGUUGGACAGAGGACAUUUUAGAAAUGGAAGAAAUAAAUAAUUAA
This is a messenger RNA of Racocetra fulgida, 437 nucleotides long. Lineage: Eukaryota; Fungi; Glomeromycota; Glomeromycetes; Diversisporales; Gigasporaceae. The record is from the annotation of a GenBank genome assembly.